This is a messenger RNA of Ostreococcus lucimarinus CCE9901, 1890 nucleotides long. RefSeq names its product MFS family transporter. Gene Ontology annotation, molecular function: transmembrane transporter activity. Gene Ontology annotation, cellular component: membrane. The annotation marks the transcript as partial. Gene Ontology annotation, biological process: transmembrane transport. Lineage: Eukaryota; Viridiplantae; Chlorophyta; Mamiellophyceae; Mamiellales; Bathycoccaceae. The transcript has a single exon. The record is from RefSeq and is a predicted model, not a curated record.
GUGCGCGCGCGCGAAACGGGGACGGCGCGGCGCGACGACGUCGACGAUGCUGACGCGGACGGGACGCGGUCGGUCGACGGCGCGACGCUCGACGCGUUCCCGGACGCGUUCGACGACGCGAGCGAGGACGACGAGGGCGAACGCGAUGAUCGGCGCGGCGCGGACGCGGACGCGGGCGGGCGAGGCGGGAGGUUUCGAACGGAAGGGGAGCGACGCGCGGCGUGGGCGCUGGGGUUGCUGACGUGCGCGUACUGUCACGCGUCGGCGACGGGGUUUCUGUUGCCGAGUUUGCUCCCGGCGAUGAGCGCGGAUUUGAAGCUGGACGAUGGGCAAGGCGCGGUGCUGACGACGCUGUUCACGGUGACGUAUUCGUUGCUGUUGCCGUUCGUGGGGGUGUUGGCGGAUACGGUGGAUCGAAAAAAUUUGCUCGCGUUGGGGGCGGCGACGUGGACGGCGGCGUCGUUCAUGACGGCGCACUCGGAGAAUUUUACCGCGUUGUUGAUUUCUCGUGGAUUGUUCGCGGUCGGAAACGGGGCGCAGAACCCGGUGGCGUUUAGCAUGAUUCCGGAGAUGUUCCCGAGGAACAAGGCGCUCGCGCUGAGCGUGUAUAAUUUGGCCAUUCACGCCGGGCGCGCGGUGAGUUUCGCGAGCGGUGCUUUCGUCGGGCGCACGCCGCUGCCUCCGGGAGCGGAGGAUCCCAUAUUCUCCAACGAGCCAAUCACGCUUCCGUUGACGUACUUGACGGAGAUCGGCGCCUUGGGCGCGCACACGAUUUUGUACACCACCGCGGACGCCGUCGUGCUGACGCCAAACGUCGGCACCGUCUUGGAGAACACAGUCGGCGACGCCAUGCUGUCUUCGGGGAUGUCGUGGCAUCAAAUUUACGACAUCGUCGCGCUUCCGGGUUUGAUCAUAGUACCGCUGAUUUUGUUCACGAUAGGUGAUCCCGGGCGCACGUCCACGGGAUCGCGCGCGGUGAAGCGGCGCAAGCGCGCGCAAGAGCGAAAGGCGCAGCGGGAGCGACGCAAACUCAAAGAGAAGAUGUACAAAUCUCUGCCCGCGAUCGACAACGGUGGGUUGGUCGCUCUCGUGGGCUCGACGAUCGACGAAGACGAUCUCACGACGGAGGAGCAGCGAGUGAGAACCGCCGCGCGAGCGGCCGCGGCGCAAAGCAACAUGGCUGGCCAGUACACCUCCGUCCCCAUCAAGCCGACGGAGAAGAACGACAUGUUCGACUCCUUGACCAGAUGUUUCGAUAGCGAAGCGUUUAGACAAGUCACGACGGCGGCGACAUUAUCUGACGUCGCCGGAUGGUCCAUGAUUGCCUUUCAAGCGGCGUUUUACGAGCGCGUAUUUUCGCUCACGCCGCAAGAGUACGACCCGCUCCUGGCGAUGGUCAUCCCAAUCGCGGGCGUCACCGGUGGUCUCGGCGGGGGUUGGAUUUGUGAUAGACUCCAAUCCCGCGGACCGAAUGGGCAGAGGUGGUUUAUAUCCAUCAUGACGAUCGCAGCUGGUCCGUUACUCGCUGCGUCUCUUCUCGCCGAUGACUAUAAAACGUCCCUCAUGUACUUGUUCCCGGGCAUCGUAGCUUCGGAAAUAUUCCGAGCGCCGACGGCGGUGAUGACGCGAGAUGCCCUACCAGAGACGCCGAGCGUCGCCGCGGCAGCGCACCUCGCAGUGAGAAACAUGGUCGCAGGAAUUGGACCGCUUUUAGUGGCAUCCCUGGCCUCGAAGUACGACUUGCAACACGCCUUGCUCCUGGCUCCCGCGUUUUACGUCUUGGCGGGUUUUUCGUACUGGUCCGCCAUCGGAGUGUUGACGGACGAGAAAGCGGCGAAACUCGCUACGAAGAUGCGAAAUAAACCCCAAGCAACGACGACAACGCCGUAA